Molecule: messenger RNA, 1590 nt
Organism: Lolium rigidum
Lineage: Eukaryota; Viridiplantae; Streptophyta; Magnoliopsida; Poales; Poaceae
Product: protein DETOXIFICATION 49-like
Exons: 1
Coding region: 1-1590 (529 amino acids)
Biological process (GO): xenobiotic detoxification by transmembrane export across the plasma membrane
Cellular component (GO): membrane
Molecular function (GO): xenobiotic transmembrane transporter activity; antiporter activity
Source: RefSeq, a predicted model, not a curated record
AUGGCAACCUGCCACUGCUCGGACUCACCGCAAUGCCACCACCGCCCCCUGCUGGGAUACCCCAAGCUGCAAGACCAUAAGAGGAAGACUGUGCCUGCUGGCGGCGGCGUUCUUGCUGAGGUGGCCUCCAUCCUCUGCCUCACAGGCCCAAUGGUUGGCGCCGGGAUCCUCCUCUACCUGCGCUCCCUCGUGUCUAUGCUAUUUCUCGGUCGCCUCGGCGAGCUCCCUCUCGCCGGCGGCUCCCUCGCGCUCGGCUUCGCCAACAUCACCGGCUACUCCGUGCUCUCCGGCCUCGCCGGCGGGAUGGACCCCGUCUGCGGCCAGGCGUUCGGCGCGGGACGCACGGAUCUCCUUCGCGCGGCACUCCGGCGCACCGUCGUGCUGCUCCUCCUCGCUUCCAUCCCCAUCUGCGUCCUCUGGGUCGCCAUGCACCGCGUCCUCGUCGCCACCGGCCAGAACCCGGAGAUCGCCUCCACGGCGUACGCGUACAUCCUCUGCUCCGUCCCCGACCUCGUCGUGCAGUCCUUCCUCCACCCGCUCCGCAUUUACCUCCGCGCGCAGUCUGUCACGCUCCCGCUCACCUACGCCGCCGCCGCCGCCGUCCUCCUCCACGUGCCCAUCAACUUCCUCCUCGUCGACGUCCUCGGCCUCGGCAUCCGCGGCGUCGCGCUCGGCGCGGUCUGCACCAACCUCAAUUUCCUGCUCUUCCUCGUGGCGUACGUGUGCUUCUUCGGAAUGUACAGCCACGAUGACGGCGACACGAAAGCGUGCGCGGCGCCGGCCGAGGAGGAGUGCGCCAAGGAGUGGUGGAGCCUGGUGAGGCUGUCCGUGCACAGCUGCAUGUCGGUCUGCUUGGAGUGGUGGUGGUACGAGAUCAUGGUGCUCCUCUGCGGCGUGCUCGCGGACCCAAAGGCGGCGGUGGCGACCAUGGGUGUGCUGAUACAGACCACGUCGCUCAUAUACAUCUUCCCGCACUCCCUCGGCUGCGCGGUGUCCACGCGCGUCGGCCACGAGCUCGGCGCCGGGCGACCGGAACGGGCGCGCCUGGUGGCACGCGUCGGGCUCGGCCUUGGAGCGGCGCUCGGGCUCGUGGCGUGCGCAUUCGCGGUGUCCGUGCGGGGAGUGUGGGCGCGGAUGUUCACGUCGGACGAUGCAAUCCUGCGGCUCACGGCCGCCGCGCUCCCGCUGCUGGGUCUGGCCGAGCUGGGCAAUUGCCCGCAGACGACGGGGUGCGGCGUCCUGCGCGGCAGCGCGCGGCCUCAGAAGGCGGCGAGGAUCAACGUCUGGGCGUUCUACGGCGUGGGCAUGCCGGUGACGCUGGCGCUGGCGUUCCGGCCGGCGCACCUGGACUUCCGCGGGAUGUGGGGCGGCAUGCUCGCCGCUCAGCUGGUCUGCGCCGCGCAGAUGCUGCGCGCCGUGCUCGGAACCGACUGGGAGGAGCAGACGGAGCGCGCGCGUGAGCUCACCGGCGGUGGUACCGCGGACGCCGGCGACAUUCUCGAUGAAGCCGACGGGCACAAGAGAAAGCAUGCAGAAGCCACCAAAGCAGGCGCCGACAACGCAAUGCUCAUGGUGGCCAGUUGUGUGUAG